This is a messenger RNA of Suillus fuscotomentosus, 717 nucleotides long. RefSeq names its product S-adenosyl-L-methionine-dependent methyltransferase. NCBI's taxonomy places the organism in Eukaryota, Fungi, Basidiomycota, Agaricomycetes, Boletales, Suillaceae. Gene Ontology annotation, molecular function: protein-lysine N-methyltransferase activity. Bases 1 to 717 code for a protein of 238 amino acids. Gene Ontology annotation, cellular component: cytoplasm. The record is from RefSeq and is a predicted model, not a curated record. Gene Ontology annotation, biological process: peptidyl-lysine dimethylation; peptidyl-lysine monomethylation. The transcript is spliced from 5 exons.
AUGGACACAUCAGAGCUCGAGCCUUCAAAGCUCGGUACGAAAGAACAUUGGGAUAACGUUUACGAAGAAGAAUUGGAAAACUUCGGUGAAAAUGGUGAUGAGGGUGAAAUAUGGUUCGGCAAAAAGGCGAUGAAUGAAAUGGUCAAAUGGGUUAAUCAACAUGUCCCUUCACGCUCUGAUAUAUCAGUCCUGGAAGUUGGAAGUGGGAACGGUGCACUAUUAUUCGCGCUUGCGGAGGGACGUGGAAAAGCUUGCUAUCCAGCGCAUCGACUCCUGGGAAUUGAUUAUAGUGAAGGAGCCGUCCAGCUCGCUCAAUCGGUGGCGCACUCUCGAAAUCUUACGGCAGUUACGUUUAGAGUGUGCGAUUUCCUGCACGAGGACCCACCACUGCUCGCAGACGAUCAGAAAGCUGACCAGAAUGAAGCUUGGGAUCUUAUCCUUGAUAAAGGCACAUACGAUGCCAUCGCCCUGAUGGAGAAGGACAAGAAUGGAAGGACCCCAGUAGAAGGUUAUCCGAUACGUAUCGCGAAGCUCUUAAAUCCAGGCGGGCAUUUUCUAAUUACCUCUUGUAAUUUUACCGAUUUCGAGUUAAAAUCGAAGUUCAUUACCGAAGAAACCGGCCUGCAGUAUCAUUCUAGUAUAGAACAUCCAACUAUUUCAUUCGGCGGGAGCACCGGGAGUGCAUGUUCUAGUGUGGCAUUCACCAAAUCUGCGUAG